UUCCCGCCACUUGUAUAAAAACAACCUUUCUCCGUCACUAGUCGUCUCGGAUCCCUAACCGCAAUGGAGGUUACGACGGAGCCGCCGAAGACGCAGAUCGAUGAAGCAUCAUCUCAUCGCAAACUCUCGUUUUCCACUCCCAUCGCCGGCGAUCCGAGCUCCGAGAAGCUCCCCUUCUUCCGCCACCGCUCGCGGCAGAUCAAGCGCGACACGUGGCUCGUCUCCGUCUUCGUGCUUCUCCAGAUCGUCGCCUUCGCGGUGACUAUGGGAGUCAACGACUGCUCCAGAAACUCUAACGAUCACUGCGCCGCCAGAUUACUCGGCCGAUUCUCCUUCCAGCCUCUCUCCGAGAAUCCUAUGCUCGGCCCCUCCGCUUCUACCUUUGAACACAUGGGAGGUCUUUACUGGAAUGCUCUGGUUGAGAAACAUGAGAUUUGGCGUGUGCUGACGUCUCCCUGGCUGCACAGCGGCUUGUUUCAUCUUUUGCUAAAUCUUGGGAGUUUGAUUUUCGUUGGGAUAUUCAUGGAGCAGCGAUAUGGACCAUUGAGGAUUGCAGUGAUAUACUUCCUCUCUGGCAUUGUGGGAAGUCUCUUCGCUGUGUUGUUUGUUCGAAACAUCCCAUCAAUCUGUUCCGGUGCUGCUUUCUUUGGAUUGAUUGGAGCUAUGCUUUCUGCACUUGCAAGGAACUGGAAUCUAUAUACCUCCAAGGUUUCAGCAUUAGUGAUAAUAAUCACCAUCUCCACAGUCAAUUUCGUGAUUGGCUUUCUUCCUUACAUAGACAACUUUGCGAAUAUUGGUGGUUUCAUAUCAGGAUUCCUUCUUGGACUUGUGCUGUUAUUCACCCCACAGCUGAGACAGGACCCUCCUCCACCUCACAAGGGAAAACUGUUUGAAGAUGAUAUGAGAAGCUCCACAAGGCUUAAAGAAAUGUUUGACAGGCCGGUGUUAAGGAUUGUGUGUCUGGUCUUGUUCUGUGGAAUACUUGCUGGUGUUCUAAUAGCAGCCUGCUGGGGCGUUAAUCUCAACCACUACUGCAAUUGGUGUCGCUAUGUUGACUGUGUUCCAACCAGGAAAUGGAGCUGCAGCGACAUGACUACUUCCUGCGAGGCAAUGGUGAGUGAUGCUCAGCUAACACUAACGUGUAUGGCCAAUGGAAAGUUCCGGAUAUUCCCUUACACCAACAUAUCACAAGCCAGGACACAAGACCUCUGCACGCUCGUCUGCACUUAAACAUGACCAGGUUCUAACUCCUUUGUACUCCCUCCCAUACUUUGACAAUUGCACAUAAUACCACCAAAACUCUCAUUGUAUAAUAUCCUUAGUCAAGUAUCAGCACUUUUGUGGCAUAGCCUUAAUGGAUAAGAAGGUAGGACUUGUAAACGAAACGAUUGCAUUGGUUCUUGUUGAUACUAUGAAUCUGAAUACUAAAGGUCUACCAAGUUAGGUCCCAUAGGAGGACCCAGUAGCCGCAUUAGUGGCUUACAUAAACUUGACACAAUCCACAUCAUAUCUACGCACACAUGACACACCAGAAUGUAUAAGUAUUCAGCUUCUUUUUUACUUAAAUGUAUAACUUUUUGUUUAUAUGCUUUAAGAGGAAGAGUGAUGAUGGUGAUAAAUAGGUGUGGCUUUGUGGGUCUAGUAGAAUGAGAAGAAAAGGGCCGACCUUGACACAGGUAGAGAGAGAUAUAGAGAUAGGGCCACUAAAAUUUAUUUUUGAAAGAAAAAAAGUAGAAUUGAGAAUGUUACACAUCAUAUUAAAAUGCAGACAUAAUAGCUGAACAAGCCCAUACUGUGGUCCUGAUUCUCAUUAACCUCUCAACUGCCUACUUCUCUCUCUCUUGGUUUAAUUACUCCCAUCCUCGAACACCGUUUGUAACUAUA
Messenger RNA from Brassica oleracea var. oleracea, 1884 nucleotides. Its product is annotated as RHOMBOID-like protein 8. Gene Ontology annotation, molecular function: serine-type endopeptidase activity. Gene Ontology annotation, biological process: proteolysis. The record is from RefSeq and is a predicted model, not a curated record. The transcript is spliced from 6 exons. NCBI's taxonomy places the organism in Eukaryota, Viridiplantae, Streptophyta, Magnoliopsida, Brassicales, Brassicaceae. Bases 64 to 1230 code for a protein of 388 amino acids. Gene Ontology annotation, cellular component: membrane.